Molecule: messenger RNA, 352 nt
Organism: Adineta ricciae
Lineage: Eukaryota; Metazoa; Rotifera; Eurotatoria; Adinetida; Adinetidae
Source: the annotation of a GenBank genome assembly
AUGCGCUUCGGCUUAUAUGAUAAUGAAUCUGAGAAUUUAACAACGGAUAGUGGAAAAGCCGAAAGAAUAAAAGACAUUACCUAUCUAAUGAAUAACCUGCAGGCAGAUUUUUAUCGCUCUGAUGCAACAGCUGGUCCUGUAGCCAGUGGAAGUUAUGGUCCGCAACAUCGGGCAAAAUAUCCAUCAGAUAUUGGAUACUGGUCGAUAAAAGGAUUUUACGACGUGAUAGAUACUUUAUAUAAUACUGGUCCUGGUUUUUCAUGGGAGAACUGGUCCCUUGGUGGUGGACUAAAAGCUUUUGGCGCGGUAAGAAGAUGUGCGCAGAUCCCGAACCAGGAUGUUCGUUACCCCC